GCGGCAGGGAUAAUAAGCCCUUCCCUUAUAGCCUGGUCUAUAAGAUCAGUCCAAAGAUGUCACAGCUGGAAUCGGACUGACCAAGGCUCGAAUACAAUACCGUACCCCCAAGCAAGCCUGAGAUUCAAUUGAUGUCAAUCACCUCGCAAGGCCGUCGAAGUUGAUUCUAGGAGCUGUAGGAAUCGUUGAAUCAACCAGUCCAAGACCAAAUCUCGUCCCAGAAUGCUUGCUCCAUGGCCUUCAGGACACAACCCAGAAGGUCGAAGCAUGGAGUCGUCAUGCAUGUGCUCUCACCGGAUUCAGCACCGAGAAUGGACUUCAAAACUAGCUCUCAGCCGGACGAGACUGAAAGAAGACGUUGUCAGCGGUUGCUAAGCUGGUGUUCCGGCAAUCCUCUGUCCACAUCCCCAGCAGCACGAGGUAGCGACUCGAAGUUUUUCGUAUUAGCCCUUGGAAGGGGAGGCCCAAAUUGCCAUCCCAGAGUACGCGACCCAUCUUGCAUGAUCUGUCGGCCUCAACAGUGUUGCAUACUGCUCAAGGAGGUUGUGGCCCGGGGACAGAAGCCACGUAUCUGCCUCACCUGGCAUUCAAGUUGGUUUCAGGCCAAUAUUAAAUCGCAAUGUCCCAAAAGCAAGGAAGCCAUGAGAAUUCUCGACUUUGAACCGGAUCGCGUUUUCUCGACCGGGGCGGAGUCGUAACACCUGGUCUGUCGUCAAAUCGAGACGGCGCGAAUCAUAUGCAACUGUCGGUAAUCUCUGUAUCUUUCCAGACAGCAGAUAUUCGGAACUCCCAGUCGGCCGCACAUGGGCAAUUUUCCGUCUAGCGCUGUUCUUGUUGGGUUUCCAACUUCGUACGGAACCGGAGUAGGGAGUUGGCUGCUUCGUGCUGAGUUCGUGGUGGUGGUCCGUGCGACACGA
Messenger RNA from Canariomyces notabilis, 917 nucleotides. RefSeq lists its product as uncharacterized. The transcript is spliced from 2 exons. Bases 234 to 698 code for a protein of 154 amino acids. The record is from RefSeq and is a predicted model, not a curated record. NCBI's taxonomy places the organism in Eukaryota, Fungi, Ascomycota, Sordariomycetes, Sordariales, Chaetomiaceae.